CAUUUGUCGUGAAGCGGGUCGUCCUCGAUGAACGGGCCUUGCUUUUGGCGGCUAAUCCUACAGAAAAAGAGCGAGCAAGUGUGUGUUCAGCCUGAAAAAUUGUACAUGUGCUUUGUUUUUGAAGUUUUUUGUAUUUAUUGUAUUUAUUUUGAUUUUUGAAUUGUAUUAAGAUACAAUCAUUUAAUAAACUACGUUUAUUUAACUAAGAAGUUUGUCUUGGUUAUUUUUUCACAUUUAUUAAAUGAUUUGUACUGUGAUCGUGAUCAUCUAUUGAUUUCGAAUAUUGACUUUGACGUAAUUCAAGUAUUACGAAGAUUUUGGAUCGUGAUAAUUUACUGGUUACGAUUGUUGUGAUAUCGACAGCUUUUGGACGUAGCUCAAUCAUUACGAGAAUUUUGGACUUAGACUUGGAUGUAAUAUUGGGUACGAUUGUCGUUUUCACGUUUUGGACGUAGCUUAAUUAUCGCAAAAUUUGGACAAAGACGUAAUACAUUGGUUACGACAGUUGAUUUGUAUUUGGAUCGUGAUCAAUUUGUGGUUGCGAAUAUAUUGAAAUUGAUUCGGAUCGUGGUACUCGUAUCGCGAAUUUUUGAAAUUUGGUUUUAGUAUUGUAUCACCGGUAUUGAUUUUGGAAAUUUGAAUAUUUGGAUAACGGUUACUUCUUGGAAACGUAUUGAAUUUUGGACGGUACUGUUACGAUCAACAUAUAGUAAAAUAUGUUGACAAUUCCGGAUGAUGUGAAGCAACGAUUGGCUUCGGCCAGAAGUAAUGUAUCCCUUCUUCAUGUAAGACGUUGGGACAUGGCUCGGACAGAACUAUUACGUUCUGAAUUAGAUGAAUUGAACCAGAAAUUGAUCGAGCUAGUCGGAGAAGAAGAAAUUCCCGAAGAGGAAUUAAAAAGGAUGAGCGACUACAACACGAAAUUAGAUUUGUAUAUUGAACAUAUCAAAAAGAUGAAUGCGGUAGUGGUUCGAAAUCAAUUUGAUGAUCUGAACGGUACUGGUAGUGUUCAUCGUAGUUCAACCCGGUUCAAUACAAUCGUCCACGAUUUAGCGGAUACAUCAUUAUCGAAUAGAUGUCGACCAGUUAAGAUGGAUCAGUUACCGACUUUUGAUGGUAAAUUCGCAUUUUGGAAUGCAUACAAGAUCAUGAUCAAAAAUCUGUUGAUUGACAACACAUCGAUCUCGGAAGAUUUAAAGAAGUCGAUGUUGUUGAAGACAAUGAAAAAUGAACCGGAAAGAUUGGUCAUGAAUCUCAUUGGACAACGGUUAUCGUUAUCGGAAAUUUGGACUAGAAUUUGUGCAAAGUUUGACGAUCCUCAAUGCGCAAUUCUAGAAAUCAAAAAGGAUUUAGAAUCCAUUCCAAGAAUUGAAUCAGAAAAUGAUGUCCACAAUUUGAAAAGGACAAAAGAUAUAGUAGAAAAUGCCAAUUUGGCAAUCAAAAAUUUGGUUUCGGAUGUAAUGUUCUACACGAUCAACCUGAUUCAGGCAGUAGCCGCCAAAUUCUACUAUAAAGCCCAUCGUCAUAUGUUGGCCAAGAUAAAAGACUUUGAUCAAUUAGUCAGCUAUAUUGAUAAGCUAUACGAUGAAGCUCUUUGUUAUGAUUACAAUAAGAUUCGUAAAGAUAGUCCAUUGAAGAAACAAGAGCCACCGAUGAUAUCGAAUAGCACAGCCGCCAUCACGACUAAUUGCUGUUUCAUUUGUGAUAAAUUGCAUCGAAAUAAUUUUGAAUGUUUGAAAAAUUAUGAUGUCAAAACAGUAGCCAAUCUUAUCAAAUCAAAAGGAUUGUGCUUUAGAUGUUUGAAAAGAGGACAUUUAAGUAAGAAUUGUCAAAUGUCAUCGAAACUUAAAUGUGAUAAAUGUCCACGUCUUCAUGCUACCGAAAUGCCUGAAGUGAUUAUUGAAUUGUUUCAAACGAAACCCAAAGUGAUCGACGAAUCUAGUCCAGCUACGGAAGAAUUAACGGUUGGAAAUACAGCAGCGAUAUCAGUGGUUGAUCAAUCGAAAAAUGUUUUUGAGAUCAAAAAGAAUUCUAAGUCAGAAAGUCGACCGUUAUUGUAUGGGUCAUGUAAUGGAAUUCAGAGUCGUAUGCUGUUUGGUUAUGGUUCGGAUGUUUCGUUGAUCGACAAAGAAUUGGUAAAAGACAAAUCAAAUGAUUCUGACAAAAAUCGUAUCGUCUAUUCGUCGUCACCACUAGUAGGAACGGAAGCAAGUCGACGAAAAGUAUCGUUGGAAAAACAUAAAGCCAAUUUAUGUAAUGUAAAUAUUUGUACCAGACCAAUCAUCGAUUUGCCAGAAAAUGAAAAUAUUGAUGAACCAAUUAUUGAAAAUGAUAAAAUUAUUGAUCAUUCUAUGAAUGAAUUAUUUUUGAAAUCUGAUCCUGAAUUAUUGAAGUUUGAAAUUGAAAAUGAUUUGAACGUUAACGACGAAGACGUUGACGAUGAUUUGAAAAUUGUACGAAAAGAGAAUGGACGAUAUGAGGCUCGAUUGCCUUUUCUUUCAGAUAUUCGUCCAGCCAAUGAUUUUGAUAAGGCUCUUAUUGUAUGGAAUAAAUCGUUCAAACAAUCAGAAAAUAAGAGCAUGAAAAACGAAUAUGAAAAACAAUUAUUGGCUUAUGUUGCUAACGAUCAAGCAAUGGUAACGGACGAUCCAAACGGCUAUUUGUUGCCGUACCAUCCGAUUUAUCGAGAAUCCGCGUCCGCACCGUUGUGUAUUGUUUUCAACGGAUCGUUUGGAUUUGACGUUUCGAAUCAGUUGCUAUGGAAAGGCCAUGCACACGGUCUUAACAUUUUUGAUCAUCUCAUGAAAUUCCGCAAAGGAAAAUUCGCCGUAUCUGCCGAUCUGUCAAAGGCGUUUCUGCAAAUGAAAGUUUCAACAUUCGGGUUAGUGUCUUCACCCGUGAUAUUGACAUCGGUUACUAAAAAAUUAUUGUGUGAACAAAAUUUUGGAACUAUUGCUAAAUCCCGAAUCAAACAGCAUCAUGAAAUGUUAUUGCAUGAUGGUAUUGAAACUACCAUUCCUAAUUUGUAUCAUAUUGAAAAGAAAUCUGUUUAUUAUAGUAAAUUUUGUCAAAUUGAAAAGCGAAAACCUGUCGAUCAACCAUUUACUCAAUUACCAUCAACCCGAACAAGUUUUGUUGCUAUUCUUGAAGCUGUAUGUAUUGUUUUCUUUGAUCUAUUGCGAUAUCGGAACAGAAAAAAGUUUUUUGGUUUGUUGGUCAUCGGUCUUGGUUCUUGUAAUCAUGAUCUCUUAAUGAAAAUCGAAAAACUAUGGAAGCAAAAGUAUUUCGAUUCAUUGAUUCAACGUAGACGUUGUGAUUGGCCAUUGAAAUUCAAAUUCUUUGAAAUCUUCUACGAUCGGUUACGGACAUAUCCUUUUGGAAUCGGCGGGGGAGUGUCGUGAAGCGGGUCGUCCUCGAUGAACGGGCCUUGCUUUUGGCGGCUAAUCCUACAGAAAAAGAGCGAGCAAGUGUGUGUUCAGCCUGAAAAAUUGUACAUGUGCUUUGUUUUUGAAGUUUUUUGUAUUUAUUGUAUUUAUUUUGAUUUUUGAAUUGUAUUAAGAUACAAUCAUUUAAUAAACUACGUUUAUUUAACUAAGAAGUUUGUCU
Molecule: messenger RNA, 3606 nt
Organism: Dermatophagoides farinae (American house dust mite)
Lineage: Eukaryota; Metazoa; Arthropoda; Arachnida; Sarcoptiformes; Pyroglyphidae
Source: RefSeq, a predicted model, not a curated record